Saccharomyces mikatae IFO 1815 is the source of this 1512-nucleotide messenger RNA. It is a transcript of the gene PRP19, whose product is annotated as E3 ubiquitin-protein ligase PRP19. NCBI's taxonomy places the organism in Eukaryota, Fungi, Ascomycota, Saccharomycetes, Saccharomycetales, Saccharomycetaceae. The record is from RefSeq and is a predicted model, not a curated record. Gene Ontology annotation, biological process: mRNA splicing, via spliceosome; DNA repair; protein ubiquitination. The coding region runs from base 1 to 1512 and encodes 503 amino acids. Gene Ontology annotation, molecular function: ubiquitin protein ligase activity; protein binding. Gene Ontology annotation, cellular component: Prp19 complex; cytoplasm; U2-type catalytic step 1 spliceosome. The transcript has a single exon.
AUGUUUUGUGCCAUUAGUGGAAAGGUGCCUAGAAAGCCAGUGUUCUCGCCUAGAUCAAGGAACAUAUUUGAAAAAUCACUUCUUGAGCAGUAUGUUAAAGAUACAGGGAAGGACCCAAUAACAAAUGAGCUCUUGAGCAUUGAAGAUAUCGUGGAGAUUGUACCUAGUGCGCAACAGGCUUCUUUAAUAGAAUCUACGAAUUCCGCUACAUUGAAGGCAAAUUACUCGAUUCCAAAUCUCUUGACGAGUCUGCAAAAUGAGUGGGACGCUAUAAUGCUGGAAAACUUCAAGUUGCGAUCAACGUUAGAUACUUUAAGCAAAAAAUUGUCAACUGUAAUGUACGAAAGAGAUGCUGCAAAGUUGGUUGCUGCACAAUUAUUGAUGGAAAAAAACGAGAGCUCGGACAACUCAUCAAAAUCUCCACAGCGAACAGUGGUUAUCACGAAAGAAGAGUUUUUGCAAGGUCUGCUUCAAUCUUCUAGAGAUUUCGUAGCCAAAGGCAAGCUCAAAGCAUACAAAUGGCCUACCCUAAAAAAUUUAGAGCUGCUGCCGGCACAAAAUUACUCCUGUACAAUUAAAACAUACCCAUACAAAGAAUUAAAUCAUCUCAUGUACUAUGAAAAGUGGAUUUCUGUAUGUCGCUGUGACAUUAGCACUUUAUAUUUUACCCAAUUGAAGGAUCUGAAAUCACUUACUACACUAACUACACCAAACCCUCGCACUGGAGAAGAGCAACCUAUUAUUGUUUCAAGAGGAUCUUGUAAUCGGUUGCUACUCUUAUACCCUGGUAACCAUAUAAUCAUAUUGGACUCGAAAAAAAAUAUAGCCUUGAGGGAAAUAGAGGCAGAUUCUUCUAACCAGAUUAUAUACAUGUACGGCCACAACGAGGUCAAUACUGAAUACUUUAUCUGGGCGGACAAUAAAGGUAAAAUAGUCUUCCAAUCCUACGCGGACGAGUCUCAGUACACUGUUCAUUCUGGAAAGUUGGACGUGGACUAUACCAGUGGUGCUCUACAUAAGGAUUCUUUACUAUUAGCUCUUCACUCUUCAGAAGGUAUACUGGACGUUUACAGUUUAUCGUCAACUGAUCAAGCCAGCUCUAGAUUUCCUAUGGAAAAAGACGUCAAGAUAAAGGAGGUAAAAUUUUCAGACAAUGGAUACUGGAUGGUGGUAAGCUGUGACCGAAUCGUGGCUUGUUUCGACCUAAGAAAGGACGUGGGCACUUUAGCAUACCCAAUUUACACACUUCCAGAAUCGAAGACAGGGACCGUUGUGUAUGACAUUGAUGACUCUGGUAAAAAUAUGAUCGUAUAUUCAAGCGAGAACAGAUCAUUGGCAGUAAACAAAUUCGACAAGAAAACAAAAAGUUGGAUUAACGACGAAGCAAGUACUCUUGAUUUGCCAAAUGAAACUGCAGAUUUCUCGGAUAUAGAAGUUUUAUGCGGAGAUAGUGGCGUCGCGGCUAUUUUAAAGACGAAUGAUAAGUUCAGAAUAGCUGCAUUGUCACCUUAA